ACUACCAGUACCAACUACCAAGACUUACAAAUUUGAGCUUAAACCCACAUGGAGUAUUUUAUUUCAGGCUCAUGCUUCUAACUUCUAAGACUUUCCAUGACGAGAAAAUAUUCACCUAAUAUGUUCAAACUUAUAGACUUGGGCAUGACUAAAAUGACAAUAAACAGUUUCUAAACACACUAUAAAACCCUGUAUGUCAGUCACUCCAGAUAACAAGAAUCAACAAGAAGUGAAAAAGAUGGCAAUGAUGGGAGUAGCUUUCUCUCUCUUGAUCAUCACAGCUAUAGCUUCACCUUCAGUAGCAUCUCUGGUCACAUUUGUGUUUGGUGACUCCUUGACAGAAGUUGGGAACAAUAACUUCCUGCAACUCUCUCUAGCCAAAUCAAACUACCCCUUUUAUGGCAUCGACUAUGUAGGAGGACGGGCCACCGGAAGGUUUACAAAUGGCCGAACGAUCGCUGAAAAGCUUGGGAUUUCGUCACCGCCACCUUACCUUUCCUUGUCACCCAACGAUGAUGCCAUUUUAAAAGGGGUUAGCUAUGCAUCUGGUGGAGCUGGAAUUCUCAAUGAAACUGGCCUCUACUUUAUUCAGAGGUUAUCCUUUGAUGAUCAAAUAGAUUACUUUGAGAAUACAACGAAAGUCAUCAAAACUAAAAUUGGAGUAGAGGCUGCAAACAAACUUUUCAAUGAAGCCGUGUACUUCAUUGGACUUGGGAGCAAUGACUAUGUCAACAACUUCCUGCAACCCUUUUUACCUGAUGGUCAGCAGUACACACACGAGGAGUUUCUAGGACUUCUAACCUCAACACUUGGUGGACAGCUUACGAGGCUGCACCAACUUGGUGCAAGAAAAAUGGUGUUCCAUAGCCUCGGACCGCUUGGCUGCAUUCCUUCACAGAGAGUGAAAUCAAGGAGAGGGCAGUGCUUAGAGCAAGUCAAUAAAUGGGCUCUACAAUUCAACUCCAGAGUACAAAAUCUCAUAGCCAUUCUGAAUCGGAAUCUCCCGUCUGCACAAAUAGCAUUUGCAGAUACUUAUCAACCAGUUUUGGAUUUGAUCAACAAUCCUACUGCUUAUGGUUUUAAGGUCUCCAACACCUCGUGUUGCAAUGUGGACACAAGUAUUGGAGGGCUAUGCUUGCCUAACUCAAAACUGUGCAAAAAUCGCAAAGAUUACGUAUUUUGGGAUGCCUUCCAUCCAUCAGAUGCCGCAAAUGCAGUUCUUGCAGACCGGCUCUUCAGCACUGUCUUUCCGGCUUCUCCUUCUCCUUCUCCUUCUCCUGCACCAUUGCCUUCGCAUUAA
Ilex paraguariensis (yerba mate) is the source of this 1300-nucleotide messenger RNA. NCBI's taxonomy places the organism in Eukaryota, Viridiplantae, Streptophyta, Magnoliopsida, Aquifoliales, Aquifoliaceae. The record is from the annotation of a GenBank genome assembly.